This is a messenger RNA of Suncus etruscus (white-toothed pygmy shrew), 585 nucleotides long. It is a transcript of the gene CSRP3, whose product is annotated as cysteine and glycine rich protein 3. Gene Ontology annotation, biological process: muscle tissue development; sarcomere organization; cardiac muscle contraction. The transcript is spliced from 5 exons. Gene Ontology annotation, molecular function: actinin binding; structural constituent of muscle. Lineage: Eukaryota; Metazoa; Chordata; Mammalia; Eulipotyphla; Soricidae. The record is from RefSeq and is a predicted model, not a curated record. Gene Ontology annotation, cellular component: nucleus; Z disc; cytoplasm. Bases 1 to 585 code for a protein of 194 amino acids.
AUGCCGAACUGGGGUGGAGGAGCUAAAUGUGGAGCCUGUGAAAAGACAGUAUAUCAUGCAGAAGAAAUCCAGUGCAAUGGAAGGAGUUUCCACAAGACCUGCUUCCUCUGCAUGGCCUGCAGGAAGGCUCUUGACAGCACCACAGUGGCCGCACAUGAGUCAGAGAUCUACUGUAAGGUGUGCUAUGGGCGCAAGUAUGGUCCCAAGGGCAUCGGAUUCGGACAAGGUGCUGGCUGCCUCAGCACGGACACAGGCGAGCACCUGGGCCUCCAGUUUCAAGAGUCACCAAAGGUGGCACGCUCAGCCACCAGCAGCAAUCCUUCAAAGUUCACUGCUAAAUUUGGAGAAUCAGAGAAGUGCCCUAGAUGUGGAAAAUCAGUCUAUGCUGCUGAGAAGGUGAUGGGUGGUGGCAAGCCUUGGCACAAGACCUGCUUCCGCUGUGCCAUCUGUGGGAAGAGUCUAGAGUCCACAAAUGUCACCGACAAAGAUGGGGAACUUUAUUGCAAAGUUUGCUAUGCCAAAAAUUUUGGCCCUACGGGUAUUGGGUUUGGCGGCCUCACACAACCAGGAGAAAAGAAAGAAUGA